Molecule: messenger RNA, 2775 nt
Organism: Exophiala oligosperma
Lineage: Eukaryota; Fungi; Ascomycota; Eurotiomycetes; Chaetothyriales; Herpotrichiellaceae
Exons: 2
Coding region: 348-2324 (658 amino acids)
Biological process (GO): transmembrane transport
Molecular function (GO): transmembrane transporter activity
Source: RefSeq, a predicted model, not a curated record
CAGCCACCGUGACGAGGCAGGCGAUUGACUCGGUGUCAUUCACGACCUUGGAGUGGACGGAGUGCGGAUAGUGCACUUGUCUCAUACACCGCAAAACUCUUGUCAUGCAACUGGCAACGGGCCUGGCCCUCUUUUUUUUUCUCUCACGCCCUGACAUUUUUGUUGUUGGGUUCGUGGAUCUCCGCAGAACACUUCAUUCGACUUGACGUGCCUCAAAUCCUCAUGCACACGGUACGUGACCGCGCCCUGUGAAUCUCUCGACCGUCUACCACACUCUCCUUCAACCUCCUCCCUCGCCCUCUCUCCCCGUUCUUCUCGCAUGACCAAACUCUUUCUUUCCUUACACCAUGGCUAUCUCCGACAAACCAUCUGUCCCUCCUGUGGUCGUGUCUCAACAUGACUCGCAAUCUCAGUCACAGCGUACCCCCAGCUCCAUACCUUCCGAGAAGGAGUUCUACUCAGGUUCCUCCGCCGACCGAUCUCCUUCGUCGUCCGACUCCGACCAUGACGAACGAGCACUCACCCUGACCGCCACCCAGACAUCGCGUCGUUCGCAGUCCCAGUCUCUCGCCCGCACCGUCUCGAGAAUAACGACCCGUGGAACCGCAUACACCUCCGACCCGCGGUAUGAGGUCGACUUCGCCCCCAAUGACCCGGAUGAUCCCCGUAACUGGCCACUGUGGUACAAGUCAAUGGGCCUGUUUGCUUUGUCGUUCGGCACGCUGGGCGUAGUCAUGUACUCGACGUCCUACACGUCCGGCAUGCCGCAGAUGAUGGUCGAGUUUGGUGUCGAAUCAGAAACCGUCGCGACCCUGGGCGUCACAUUAUAUCUCCUCGGCCUGGCCAUUGGUUGCUUGAUCGUGGCUCCCAUCGCAGAGACCUAUGGCCGGAAACCCGUGUACACCAUAUGUACGGCCAUGUUCACGAUCCUGGUCAUCCCGGCGGCACUGUCGCAGGAUAUCACGAGCAUCAUCGUCGCGCGGUUCUUCGGCGCCAUUUUCGCAAGUGCGUUGAUCGCCAACGCGCCCGGCUCGAUCGCCGACCUCAUCAACGACGAGUGGCGGAGUACGGCCUUUUCGAUCUGGAGUAUCGGUCCGAUGAAUGGCCCUGUGGUCGGCCCUACGAUUGGCGGGUUCGUCACGCAAUCGCUCGGUUGGCGGUGGACGAAUUGGAUCGCCAUGAUCUGGGUCGGUGUGGCGUUUGUGUUUUUGUCCAUGUUCAAAGAAACCUACGUGCCGGUGCUCUUGCAACGCAAAGCCAAGAAACUUCGACGCGAAGAGGAAGACGACCGAUACUGGAGUCGCUAUGACGUACGCGUGGGCUUCGUCGAGUUGAUGAAGAUCAAUCUGAGCCGACCUUUCAUCAUGGCGAUUAAGGAGCCCAUUUGCAUCUUCUGGAACGUGUACAUCUCCCUUGUCUACGGAAUCUUGUAUCUCUGUUUCGUGGCAUAUCCCAUCGUCUUCACCGAGGAACGUGGCUGGUCCGUUGGUUUCAGCGGACUUUCCUUCAUAGGUAUUGGCAUCGGCACCAUGUUGAUCAUUGGCUGUGCAUCGCCAAUCCGGAAAAUGAUCAACUCGCACAAGCGCGACCAGGACGGCAAUGUCCCGCCCGAGGCGAUGCUGAGUAUCGUCUGUGUGGCGGCUAUCCUCAUCCCCGUGGGCGAAUUGUGGUUCGCCUGGACCUGUUACCCGACCAGCAUCCACUGGGCCUUGCCGAUUGCCGCCGGUAUACCCUUUGGGUUCGGAAACGGUGCUGUGUUCAUCUACUCGGGAAACUAUUUGGCGUACAGUUACGGAAUCUACGCCGCGAGCGCCAUGGCCGGAAACGCCGUGAUGAGAUCGAUCAUGGGUGGUGCCCUUCCACUGGCCGGGCCGCCUUUGUAUCGCGCCCUCGGGCCGAAUUGGGCUGGGACGUUGCUGGGAUUGUUGGAGGUCUUGAUCAUUCCGAUUCCGUUCUUGUUCUACCGAUACGGUGGCAAGAUCCGUGAACGGUCCAGCAUGAUCCGGGAGAUGCGUGAGAACGAGGAGCGGCAAGAACGAAAGAAGAAAAAGGCCGAAGAAAGGUUACGAUUGGCCAUGCAAGGCGGCGACGAGGAAGAAAAGCAAGACGCUCAAGUCAACCUGUGUCGCGUCAGGAGUCGCAUGGACGAGGACGCUGACAUUGAGGGUUUGGGACUGGAGAGGUUGAAUACGAUUCAAGGUUUCACCCGGGAGAACUUGGAGGACCAGUUUCAACAGAAGCAGGUCAUACGAGAACGAUCUCGAGAAAGAUCAAGGAUGAGAGAGGAAGAAAGACUCGAAGAGGGUGGCAGGGUGAAGUCGUGAGGUGUACGAUGGUUUCCAUUCAGUUCGCGGAUCAAGACGGUUGAGACGACGGAUAGAAGGGGAGUUUUGGAGUUACACCACGAGGGACGGAGGAUAAAUGAUGUGGAACUGGACAGGGAGACCACGAAAGUCACGACAUGGAAACACGAACGCAUUUUUGAAUACUCUCUUUUGAUUUUGUCGGUUCUAGCGAGCGUCAGCAUGGCGUUUUUGGGCAAAGGUUUCCAAGGUGGGAGACCCAAAGAUGUGGCCUUUUUUAAAUCAUCAGAAUACAAAGCAAUAAUAAAGAGCAUGGAUUCGGUGGGAGAUUUGCAAGAACACAUUGCACGUGAGAAGUACGAUUCAAGACGACGACGGUUUUGGGAUAUAUGGUGGAGGACUUGAGACGAAAGUUGUAGAGGAGUAUGAGACCGAGUCAGAACAGAAAAUAAUAUAAUUACCUUGCUGUAAA